AUGCUCGUCUCGUCUUUGCAACCCGUUUGUGUUCCUUGCGGGCUUUUUGAGAAGCAGAGGCAUGGCCGACAAUGGUCAUUGGUGCGUGCAUUGAGGCUGGCAUCCGCGGCAUCUGGUGACGUCUCGGUGGCGGCUCUCGACGGUUUUCCACGCGCCACAAAAGUUGGCAUGAGGCCGUCUGUCGGCUUGAUUGAGGAGCGUCUUGUGAAAGGAAAGGGCAGUACGGGCACCGCGGCGCCGACAAACAGUAGGACAGCAGGAUGGCGUGUGGCAGGCAAGCAAGCGACAGAGCACAACCACAACAACAUGCAUCGAAUGCCAAGCAGCCAGGACGUUGUGGUGACCUGGUCCCUGGCCCCUGUCGGCGACUCGAAGCACGUCACAAUGUUCUCUGGGGCCGAAGCCAGCGGCCAUUUUGCCCAAAGUUUAUACACAGAACUUACGGAGUACUCUGGUGACGGAGUGGCGGUGGCGACAACCUCGCCGGUUCGGGCCCGUCAUCAUCCGUGGUUGCCAUUGCGCCCCGUGCUGGAACCCAUUAACAAAGUACGUGCGUACCGACUUGGUAAGCUGUCGAGGGCCCAUGAUCAGACGAAGACCUCUGCGCAACUUGACGGUUGGGUGAGACGGGGCGCUCGACGCUUUGCAAAUCUCGUGAACAAGGACAAACAACGGAGCGGUCGUCGGCAGUGUCUUCACUCUCGUCUGUUGCCUGCUACACUGGAUUGUGUGACUUGUUUGCCGGCGCCCCUGCGAGCGAGACCUGCUGCUGGCCCCUGCUGGCCCGGCCCAGCCUUGCAGACCGUGCCAUGUUUCAAAGUUUGCUUGUGGGAGAGAGGCCUAUACGACGUACUGGAAACCGAAGUCGUACAAAAACGACGACGUGGUACCGCCGGAAUCUGCAUGUACGGAGCAUGUUGCAUGUGCCGAAUCGUGGGCGGUUCUUGGCCAGCGACGCCUUUUAAUUGCGGGUUUCUCAUGGAGUACAGAGUAGGGAGUAUGCACACUUGA
Messenger RNA from Metarhizium album ARSEF 1941, 1011 nucleotides. RefSeq lists its product as uncharacterized. The transcript is spliced from 2 exons. The record is from RefSeq and is a predicted model, not a curated record. NCBI's taxonomy places the organism in Eukaryota, Fungi, Ascomycota, Sordariomycetes, Hypocreales, Clavicipitaceae. The coding region runs from base 1 to 1011 and encodes 336 amino acids.